CGGUUACAAACAUUUAUAAACUGGCGAGGAAAAACAGACGCCAGGCGACUAGCUCAUGCUGGAUUCCAUUAUCUUGGAUAUGGGGAUUCGGUGGAAUGUUUCGCAUGUGGAACUGUACUUAAGGAUUGGCAAACGACUGAUAAUCCAUGGUAUGAACAUGCCCGGCUGUACCCUAAUUGUAAUUAUAUAAAGCUGUGUAUGGGUAAAGAAAAGGUAGACGCGGUCUAUAGGACA
Molecule: messenger RNA, 234 nt
Organism: Lottia gigantea (owl limpet)
Lineage: Eukaryota; Metazoa; Mollusca; Gastropoda; Lottiidae
Exons: 1
Biological process (GO): regulation of cell cycle
Cellular component (GO): cytoplasm; spindle microtubule; nucleus
Source: RefSeq, a predicted model, not a curated record